AUGGCUGAAAAGAUAGCACUACAGGUGCCUGAAAGUCUGGCAUGUCCACUUUGUCUCGAUGCCUUUAAGGCCCCCACCCUCCUCGCCUGUGGACAUACAUUCUGCAAGGUCUGUCUGGACAAAUACGAUACACAUCACCGAGGUCAAGAUUUCAUGGAGUGUCCGGUUUGUAAGAAACGCACCAAACUGGAAAAAAGUAGAGUCGCAGGACUUGCACCCAAUUUCUCUGUAAAAGGCCUCGAGGAAGAAUUACAGGUACAUAAGGUCAAUGGAAAACCAGUGUUCUGUUCCCUGCACAGUCAAGUCUAUAAAGACAUUCUGUGUGCGGUUUGCAAGGAAUUCAUCUGUCUGACUUGUUUGUUUGAAAAACAUCAAGGUCACAUGUUUAAGAAGAAGGAAGAGCUGGAAGCAGAGUUGAACAAGGAAAGAAAGUCUGUCAUUCAAAAAAGUGAGAAGAAGAAAGUACAGAUCAAAAAGUCCAUCACCAAUGCUGAGCAACAAAUGUGUGAUAUGUAUUCUCAUCUGGGGAAUCUAAAGGGGGAAAUAAAAAAAUCCUUUGGUGAAAAGGCACUGGUUCUUCUAAGAAAAAGGAAAAGGCUACUAAAACAAAUUAAAAAAAUCCGCACAAAAUCUGGCAAGGUCAUGACAGAUUUCAUUCGACGCCAGAAACAUUCCUUGCAGAGUCUGAAUGUAAACAGCACUCUUAUGGGACAAGAGGGCAUUGCAAGUACUAGUACGUGUAAGUUUUCAGACUCUGAUGCACUAAACAUACUUUACAUAGAAUUCACUUGUCUAAAACAGGAAUUGGAGAAAGAUCUCGACGAAACGUCCAUAGCGCAAAAAGUUGAGAACACCCGCUUUCGCCCAUCUGUUGAGGAUAAUCUUGACCUAGGUACUCUCGACCAGGACGCAAGCGAAAGUGAUGAUGAUCUUGACGAAGGUUCUCCCGACCAGGACGCUAGCGAAAGCGAGAAUGGUUCUGACCAAAGUUCUCUCGAAGCUGACCAAGGUUCUCAGGAUGUUAGCGAAAGCGGUGAUGAUCUUGACCAAGGGUCUCCCGACCAGGACGCUAGCGAAAGCGAGAAUGAUUCUGACCAAGGUUCUCUCGAAGCUGACCAAGGUUCUCAGGAUGUUAGCGAAAGCGGUGAUGAUCUUGACCAAGGGUCUCCCGACCAGGACGCUAGCGAAAGCGAGAAUGAUUCUGACCAAGGUUCUCUCGAAGCUGACCAAGGUUCUCAGGAUGUUAGCGAAAGCGGUGAUGAUCUUGACCAAGGGUCUCCCGACCAGGACGCUAGCGAAAGCGAGAAUGAUUCUGACCAAGGUUCUCCGGAAGGGGGGAUCUCGCUCAUCCCAAGGCUCCUUGGCUAUACUGGAGGAAAAAAUGUUAUGUCGGAACAAAGCACACAAAAAGGGACGCAGGGAAACAAAGGGGGCAUCUGCUUGGUAAUGUAUGGGUACAGAUAA
Strongylocentrotus purpuratus (purple sea urchin) is the source of this 1464-nucleotide messenger RNA. Its product is annotated as tripartite motif-containing protein 2-like. The record is from RefSeq and is a predicted model, not a curated record. Gene Ontology annotation, molecular function: ubiquitin-protein transferase activity. Bases 1 to 1464 code for a protein of 487 amino acids. Gene Ontology annotation, biological process: positive regulation of DNA-templated transcription. The transcript is spliced from 2 exons. Gene Ontology annotation, cellular component: chromatin; nucleoplasm. Lineage: Eukaryota; Metazoa; Echinodermata; Echinoidea; Camarodonta; Strongylocentrotidae.